AUGGAGCUGAAGAGAGGAAAGACCUUCAUCAAAUCCAGCCUGCAGAUUUCCCAUGAGAAACCCCCAGACCCAGCAGCCACUGCUCCAGUCAGGGAGGAUGCAGGUCCCUGGUCAGUCUCACCAGGAGGGCAACAGCGGCCCUACAGUGAGAGAGCCCCACAGGUCAGUCUCAACGCCCAAGGAUAUGACAGAUGCCCCAACAAGGGAGCGAAACCAGAACCCGAGGUGGGGGCUACAGCCUUCUGUGGGGCCACCUUCAAACUGGUACGAAAGAGCAAGACUCAUGACAGUGUGCCUGGGGCUGGCAGGGUGAGUGCCACCACAGGGCACCUGGUGGGCAGCGCGAGUUUCCCAGGACCCUCUAGCAGCCAGCGCAUGAUUGACUACCGCCACUUUGUGCCCCAGAUGCCCUUCGUGCCAGCUGUGGCCAAGAGCAUACCAAGGAAGAGGAUCUCCCUGAAACGACCUAAGAAGUGCUUUCGGAACCUAUUCCACAUUCGCAGAAACAAGACUGAGAACUUGGCCUCACUGGUAACCAAGAGGGAGAGCCUGUCCUCGCCUGGAGGCCCAUCAGAGGCUGGAGGGCAGACAGACACAGGCUUCUUUCCCUUUGGUGAAGGACUGGGGCCAGAUGGCCUAUGUCAAGACCUAUCUGACAGCGAGCUCCUGCCCGACUCUUCCUUUGACCUCUGUAGGGCCCUGUGUGAGGAUGUGGCCUCACUCAAGAGCUUUGACUCUCUGACAGGCUGUGGGGAGAUCUUUGCAGAUGAAAGCUCCGUGCCAUCCCUGGAACUGAACGAGGGCCUGGAGAGCCCAACUCAGGUAUCACAGGCCCUUGAAAACAAAGUUCUUAGGGGCCCCUUCCAGGACAGCAUGGAACAGCUGGCAUCACCCGCCCAAAAUGAGAUGUCUGACUUUGCCAAGUUCUGGGACAGUGUGAAUCGCUCUGUGAGACAGCAGCAUAGCACCCUACUGGGCCCAUGGCUGGGGAGUCCCCAGGGGACAGAUACAGACCGACCCAGGCUGGAUACAGCUGGGCUUGCUGAGCUCCCCCUGUGCCCUUGCAGGGACCCCCACAGUGGCUCCAAAGCCAGCUCCAUAGACACAGGUACCCCCAAGAGUGAACAGCCAGAAUCUGUGUCCACAAGUGAUGAAGGCUACUAUGACUCCUUCUCACCUGGCCUCGAGGAGGAUAAGAAGGAGGCUUCGAGCCCAGGCACACCUGCAGCUGCCUUCCCCCGGGAUAGCUACAGUGGAGAUGCCCUCUAUGAGCUCUUCUAUGACCCCAGCGAGGGCCCUGUUGGCCCAAGCCUGGAUGAUGACCUGUGUGUGUCUGAGAGUCUGUCAGGGCCAGCACUAGGAGCACCACUGUCCAUGUGCAGCUUCCAUGUGGGGGCAGAGGAGAACUUGGCCCCAACACCAGGUCCAGACCUGCUCAGCCAGAGCUUUUUGCAAAGCUCCUGGAAGGGCAAAGAGUGUCUGCUAAAGCUCUGUGACACUGAGCUUGCCAUCACCAUGGGCAUUAUCAAUUGGCUUCGCCGUAGCCCUGAGCUCCGCACCCCGCCUGCCUCAGCCCCUGGGGAUACUGCAACCUCACCCAGGGGACAGACAGAGAAACUGGAAGCUGGCUCUGAGCAAAAGAGCCCAGGUCCAGUGAAGCUGGAGGUCAGGGGGCCUGGGGCUUCAGAUGCAGGUAGGACCAUUGUGGGCUCAGUACCCAGCAGGCGGGAGCUGUGGGCACAUUCGCUUACCAAGGGCCUACUUGCUGGAGAGAGCAAGGUCCUAGCAGGGCCUGAGCAGGUAACUAGCUCUCUGUCCAGGGACCCAUCUCUGGAGUGUGUGCAGGUCUCUGGGGAAGGAGGGACACAAGGCUGCUAUGAAGGCUUGUUCUCCCCUGUGGGGUCUGCAACCUCUGCAACAACAGACACUUGCAGCAAAAACAAAGUCUCAAACCUUUGGCCUAGCUCCCAGGAGCCCAGACCACCUGGGAAUCUGGAGUAUUUCAGAGGUUCUUGGAGGCCUGGUCCUGGGGAAAGCACCCUCGAUGUAGAGCCCACCCUGACAGGCUGUGCGGCCCAGGUUGCAGCCCUGAAGAUCCAACCAGACUGCCAACCCCCUACUAAACAGCCCCCAAGGCAGGAUAUGAGCAGUGGGCUCUGCAGGCAACCUCAAACCAGGGGCCCUGAAAUUCUGCAGCAGAAACAGCCUAACAGCUUCCCUAGCGUGGCAGUUUCAUGUGGCCUGCCUUCCCUGGGUAGUCCACUACACAGCUCACAGGACCAGAGGUGCCCAGGCCAUGUUCUUGACCUCAGCCAGCUCAGGGUGGAGCACACCAGGAUGGAUGCCCAGUCUCGUGCCUCUGUGGAGGACCAGCCCCUGUAG
Messenger RNA from Prionailurus viverrinus (fishing cat), 2382 nucleotides. It is a transcript of the gene AMER3, whose product is annotated as APC membrane recruitment protein 3. The coding region runs from base 1 to 2382 and encodes 793 amino acids. Gene Ontology annotation, cellular component: plasma membrane. NCBI's taxonomy places the organism in Eukaryota, Metazoa, Chordata, Mammalia, Carnivora, Felidae. Gene Ontology annotation, biological process: regulation of canonical Wnt signaling pathway. The record is from RefSeq and is a predicted model, not a curated record. The transcript has a single exon. Gene Ontology annotation, molecular function: phosphatidylinositol-4,5-bisphosphate binding; beta-catenin binding.